Molecule: messenger RNA, 1924 nt
Organism: Dufourea novaeangliae
Lineage: Eukaryota; Metazoa; Arthropoda; Insecta; Hymenoptera; Halictidae
Gene: NUCB1
Product: nucleobindin-2-like
Exons: 11
Coding region: 134-1924 (596 amino acids)
Cellular component (GO): endoplasmic reticulum-Golgi intermediate compartment; extracellular exosome
Molecular function (GO): calcium ion binding
Source: RefSeq, a predicted model, not a curated record
GCUAGGGCCCACGUUUACGGGACCGUGUUUCGCAUUGAACACGAACUCCCCCUGUGCAUUUCCACGCGACGUUCGAUCGUUGAAGAGAAAUUCAACUGGGCUUCAUUCCAAACGGCAAAGAAAAAGACAACUAAUGCGCACCAAAGUGGAGCUUGAAUAUUCGACAUGGACGGAAGGGAGACAUCAACGCCCACGCAAGACACCGCUAGAAGGAAAAAAAGAAAGUUGUUCAAUUGCUCUACACUUCAUUAUAAAUAUGCAAUACAUCCUGCCACUUAUCUUAAUAUGUACAUUGGUGCAAUUUGUGGUUGCACCACCUGUUAACAAAAAGACUAAGGAUGGAGAACACAACAGUGAAAAUGAAGUUGAUGAUGCUGAAGAAAUGGCAGACAUUAUAGAGUACCGUAGGUACUUGAUGGAAGUGGUUCAAAUAUUAGACAAUGAUCCAGACUUUCGUGCAAAGUUGGAAAAAGCAGAUGAAGCAGAUAUAAGUACAGGGAAAAUAGCUGAUCAACUACAAUUUGUAAAUCAUAAUGUUAGGACAAGAUUAGAUGAGAUAAAAAGAGAUGAAUUGGAAAGAUUGAAACAUCUCCUGGCAAGGGAGAACGAAAUAAAAAAUGGUUUAGAUGUUGAUCAUCUAAAGAUAGCUGAACAUUUAGAUCAUACCAACACACGUACAUUUGAAAUACUAGAUUUAAAGAAAUUAAUUGCAAAGACUACAAAUGAUUUGGCAGAGGCCAAUAUAAAGCGCAGAGAGGAAUUUAAACAGCAUGAAAUGGAAGUAAAAUAUGAUGAACAAGAGAAACUAAAACACAUGGAUGACAUGGAACGAAUAAAAUAUGAGCAAGAAUUAGAAGCAUUGAAAGAAAAGCACAAAAACCAUGAACCUGUUCAUCAUCCAGGUAGCAAACAACAAUUGGAGGAGGUAUGGGAGAAACAAGAUCACAUGGAUCCUAAAGAUUUUAAUCCUAAAACAUUUUUCUACAUGCAUGAUAUUGAUGGCAAUGGAGUAUGGGAUCAAGAUGAAGUUAAAGCACUAUUUUUAAAAGAGUUAGAUAAGUUGUAUGCCCAAGGAGCAUCAAAAGAAGAAUUACUGAAGCGUGCGGAAGAGAUGGAAAGAAUGAGAGAGCAUGUCUUUUAUGAAGCUGAUCUCAAUAAAGAUGAAUUCAUUAGUUAUGACGAAUUUUUGGAACAAACUAAAAAACCAGAUUUUCAACGAGACGAAGGAUGGCAAGGAUUAGAUGAGCAACAAAUUUACACUCCAGAAGAGUAUGAAGCUUUUGCAAGGCACAAACAAGAAGAGAUACAAAGAAUGAUUGCCAAAGGAAUGCUACCACAACACGAUGGUAAUAUACCCGCACAACACGCGUCGUUCCCCCCGCAGUAUGUUCAUCCUGGUGUUCCUCAAGAUUUCCAACAUGAUCAACAGUUCCAGGAUCAUCCUCAGCAGUAUCAUCAACAGCAGCCACAACUGGGGCUUCCUCAGCACCAAUACCCAAAUCAUCUACCGGUACAACCAGUUCAUGAGCAAUUGUCGCAACAGCAACACGUACAAGGUCAAAUAGGAUCAGACCAUCAGUAUCAACAACUGCAGAUGCCACAGCAAGGACAAGUUCCAGUUCAGCAACAUCAUGGACAAAUUCCGGUCCCGCAACAUCAAGCACAAGUUCCAGUUCAACAACAUCAAGCACAAGUUCCUAUUCAACAACAUCAAGGACAAGUUCCUGUUCAACGACAUCAAGGACAAGUUCCGGUUCAACAACCUCAGGGACAAAUUCCGGUAAAUAAUAUCAAUCACGUACCACAAAGCGUUCAAGGCAAUGCGGCAUCGCAACAGCAUAGUCAAUUGAAUGUGCAACCUGGACAGCCUUCAGCGCAACUUGCGAAUAAUCGGAAUAAUAUUCAAAUUGACGGGAAAGUAUAA